AGGUGAUAUGUGGUAGUAUAUUUGAAGUGCUGUGGUCCAUCAUCCAGCCGGGCACGUCGUUUGGCAUCAGCGUGCUUCGAGCUCUCAGGUUAUUGAGGAUUUUCAAAGUCACCAAGUACUGGAAAUCUUUGCGCAAUCUUGUCGUCUCACUGCUCAACUCUAUGAAGUCCAUCAUCAGCUUGCUCUUCCUGCUCUUCCUCUUCAUAGUUGUCUUUGCCCUGCUGGGCAUGCAGCUCUUCGGAGGACAGUUUAAUUUUCCAAAUGGCACUCCUCCGACCAACUUUGACACCUUCCCCGCAGCAAUAAUGACGGUGUUCCAGAUCCUGACCGGUGAGGACUGGAACAUGGUGAUGUACGAUGGCAUCAAGUCUCAGGGCGGAGUCAACAAGGGCAUGGGCUUCUCCAUCUUCUUCAUCGUGCUCACACUUUUUGGCAACUACACUCUGCUGAAUGUGUUCUUGGCCAUCGCUGUGGACAAUUUAGCCAACGCACAGGAACUGACCAAGGACGAACAGGACGAAGAGGCAGCUAACAGUAAGAAGAUCGCCCUGCAGAAAGCCAAGGAGGUGGCUGAAGUCAGCCCAAUGUCUGCCGCCAACCUCUCCAUCGCAGCCAACAAAGUACACAGUGAGUGUCACAACGCUACCGACCCCUUUCUGGACUGUAAGGAGCAGCAGAAGAACAACAAGGGGGGAAUCAACAAGUCGGUGUGGGAACAACGCACCAAGGAGCUGAGGAGGCAGACGCUGGUGACCAGCCGCGAGGCUCUCUACAACGAGCUGGACACUGAGGAGAACUGGAAGGUGAACUUCGCACGUAACUCCCGCCCAGACAUGAAGACCCACCUGGAUCGCCCGCUGGUUGUUGACCCCCAUGAGAACCGCAACAACAACACCAACAAGACCACAGCAAACAAUGCAGACCUCUGCUUCAGCCAGCACCAUCCUGCCGACGAGCUCCACAGACAGACACGCCUCCACGAACACGUUGGCCAGGUGGGAGGAGUUGGAGGAGGGGGCUCUGGGACGGCGAGGCCUCCCCUGGAGCGCGGCGAGUCCUCGGAGAGCAGGCGCAGUCGUAAAAGCGAGCAUCACCACCACUCCUCUCAUGUCCGACUGGAUGCCACGGUGAUUCCCGGGCCCGGCUCGGAGGACAGGCCUGCCCGGCGCCAUCACCACACCCGGAGCGGCAGUCGAGGCGCGGGACAGUCGGAGCACAGGAAGCCCAGGUCACAUCGGAAAAAUGCAGAGGAGGGCGAGGAUGGCGGCGGAGGAGCGGGGAAAACAGGGAGACAUAAGAGCAGAGGGGUGGAGGGAGGUGGAGAAGGAGGAGAGCAGGAAGGAGCUGGGGAAGGCAGUGAGAGGAGGCCAAGAAGAAAUCGCCAUGGAAACCAGACGGACGGCGAGGGGAAGAGGAUGUGCCAGCACAGAAGGAAGGAGUGCAGUGUCCCUAACCUCUCCACCACGCGGCCCAUUCAGAAGACCCUCCCCCGGCAGGACAGCCAGUACAGCGAGGACAUGGACAACCUCAUGAACACCAAACUGGUCUCCGGCUCCACCCCACCCGGCGAUGUUCACCCUAACCCCCUCGCCCACCACCCUGCGGCCCCAGGCUUUGGAUCCGCCCUCCAUCUUGCAAACAGUAGCACUCACGGGAGUUUAGUGACAUUAGAUAGCUACGGGAGCAUCGCCCAUCACCGUACCAACAGUGUCCUCAGGCUGCCUCACCCUGACUACACAGCUCUAGACAUGCCUAUUUUUCCAUCCAUCAAUGCCAUACUGCAAGCAACAUUCAACUUCCAUGUCAGACGCAGGCGAUAA
Messenger RNA from Notothenia coriiceps (black rockcod), 1820 nucleotides. Its product is annotated as voltage-dependent P/Q-type calcium channel subunit alpha-1A-like. The coding region runs from base 162 to 1820 and encodes 552 amino acids. Gene Ontology annotation, biological process: calcium ion import across plasma membrane; chemical synaptic transmission. Lineage: Eukaryota; Metazoa; Chordata; Actinopteri; Perciformes; Nototheniidae. Gene Ontology annotation, molecular function: high voltage-gated calcium channel activity. Gene Ontology annotation, cellular component: membrane; voltage-gated calcium channel complex; neuronal cell body. The transcript is spliced from 11 exons. The record is from RefSeq and is a predicted model, not a curated record.